Molecule: messenger RNA, 9859 nt
Organism: Rhipicephalus microplus (southern cattle tick)
Lineage: Eukaryota; Metazoa; Arthropoda; Arachnida; Ixodida; Ixodidae
Gene: Ptp99A
Product: Protein tyrosine phosphatase 99A
Biological process (GO): protein dephosphorylation
Molecular function (GO): protein binding; protein tyrosine phosphatase activity
Source: RefSeq, a predicted model, not a curated record
GCCGCUCCGCUCGCAUCUCCGCGGGGCUGCUUGCUGUGGUGUGCGCGAAGUUCUUGCUCUUCGCGGUGGUGUAUUUUGUUUAAUUUUUUUUUAAUGUGGGUGCGCGGACUAGGGGUCGGCUGCUGAGGCCCAAACCCCGACCCUUCUACGAGCUUCUCGUGCUUUUAUUUUUUUGUUUAUUUCGUUUUGUCGCUUCAGUUUCGAGUCUCUUGCCUUUUUUUUUUUAACCGGAUUAUCUUGCGUUUCCCGCCGCUUGUCCUUUGAGGAGCAGCAUCAGCUGUCAUCUUCUCUGACGUCAGCAGAGGAAGGAUAUAUGGAAGCACAGUCUUCCCGCAACCAUAUCAGCCAAUUUGUGAGUUGCCGGUAUCGAUACACUGCAUUUCAUUGACUUCCUUAUUUAUGACUCUUUUUUUUUCGUUCCUCGGUCAGAUGAAACUAUUUGACGCUAAUUUAGGAUAGGUACCUAAUUAACUUUCAUUUAGUAAUCAUAUCUUUUAUUGCUGUUUCCUUUACUGAUCCUUCAACCAUUCAUUAGAGUGAAGGUACACAGUCCGGGUGUUCUCAGUUAACAGACUUCACGAUCGACUUGACCCGCCUUCACUGGAGAUAGGGUUCGCUGUUCCGUUGCGGCUUCCUUUCUUAUCGAAGAAGCGUUAUCGCCGGCCUUUACCCCUUCUUUGCGGUCUUCUCUCGUGACUCUUUGGAUUCCUUGCGCGUAGCUUAUUGCAGCCGUCAGCUCGACACAUUCCAAGUCGCUGAUACAGCGGAAGCGCUUCUUAACGAACCUAGCAGUGACCUUCCUGCGCACUUAAGCGGUGCGGCCUAGUGGCGAAGCCGAACCUGGUUUUAACGUCGGCCAUAGCGCCUGUACCCUUACUUUACAGCGCGUUCGAAUGAAAGGAUAGCGAUUGCUUGCAUCUAAUAAUGUGCUUAGUAGUCUCUUGAGUCGAAUAAGGAAAAGAGUUUAGGAAGAAACAAGAGUAGGCGCUUAGGUAUAGACUCAAAAGGCGGAAACGGAAAAAAAAAAAAAACUUUAAACCCGAAGCGAAGCAGACGACGCCGUUUUGGUUUCGAGCAGACGAGAAUUUCAUUGCCGCGAGCAGACGACACGAUCACAGGUGACGCCAAAAAGGAACAGAAUAUGCGGAUAAAUUGAGUUAUCUAGAAAAAGUGGCAGGAAAUUGCGAUAAAAGAAAGUGGUUGGAAAAGGAGCCUACCGGGUCAUCUUCGCCGGCGCGCCAUUAUUAUUUUUUUUUUCUCUCCAAGAUGUCGGCUCGGCCCGGUGUUCUCGCGCGCAAUGGACGGUCGUGGAGCCGCAGCCGGCUGCAGCUGCCGCGGCGCGGAUAUCGUCUGCUGCAUAACGGUCGCGAGCAGACGACGGUUUCUGCCGCUGUCGUCUGCUGCGUGCACCGCUCUGCGUCUGCGUGACACUUUCGAAACGCCAUUGCGUUGCGCGGUUGACUUGACAAUGCAUUCUUGCCACGGGUUCGGACCCCGUGGGGCACGAGACGAUUGACGUGACACGAAGACGUAACGCCUGAGGUUUUCUGCGUCGGUGUGUGUUUUUGUGUGUGUGUUCGACGCUCCGUACGUGGGAAAACAUGCGCGUCGCCGGGAACUUGACUUCUGCUAGGAGCAGCAGACGACUGAUCAAGACCCGGAUGAUGACGUCGCCUAUGGGAGUCGUGCUACAUCUGCUUCAAAUCGUCUGCCUCUUUCUUGCUAUCGCAACACCAGUGGGUGCCGCCCCUGCAUUCGAUAACGGCGAUGGCGAGGCGGAGAAGAUCUUCGUGCGCGUCGGCGGCAACGUGACGCUCCGCUGCCCGGACCAUCCGCAGCAAUCCGGUCAGCAGCCUCGCCACUUGACCUGGUGGAAGGAAGACCGUCGGCUCAUCGAGGCCACCCGAGAGCGCGUCACCGUGGCGCCCGAGGCCGGAGCCCGGGUCGCCCUGGUGCCCGGCUCCAGUGCGCUCCUCUUCCGCUCGGUCAUGGCCGAGGACAGCGGAGAGUACCAGUGCGUGGUCAACAACCGCCAGGGGAGGAGGAACAUCGUCAGGCUCUACGUACAGGAUGUCCCCGAUCCACCGGGUAUCCCCAUCGUGGUUGGCUUCACCUCGCGUUCCGUCAACCUGUCCUGGACUUCGAGCGUCAACACGCACAACAGUCCCAUACAACAGUACAUCAUACACAUCAGAAUCGGAGAGAAAGGCGACUGGGACACGCGGAACAAGGUGAUGACGUCAGACAACAGCACCAACUUCCAGGUGAUCGGCCUGAAGCCGUUCACGGUGUACUCUUUCCGGGUGCUGGCCGUCAACGCCAUCGGCGCCAGCAAGCCGAGCAAGGAGUCCUUCUACAUGGUCACACUACGUGAAGUGCCGGAGGGCAAGCCGACCAUCGUGCACGCGCAGAACACGAGCAGCUCCACGAUACGUAUACAGUGGACGGCUCCCCCGAGGCACACCAUACACGGCGAGUUCGAGGGCUACCGCAUCACCUACCGGCCCAGGGACAAGUCGCAGGAGGAGAGCCGGGAGAUCGUCAUCAGGGACAGCAAACAGACGCAAUACACCAUACGGAACUUGGACACUUUCACUCAGUACCUGGUCUCUCUGCAAGUGUUCAACCCUGCCGGACGAGGACCGGCUGUGGUCGUGCCGGUCAUGACCGACGAGGGAGUGCCGAGCCCACCUGUGAACGUGACAGCCGUUAGCGUGACCGACAAAAAGGUGCAGCUGAAGUGGCGGGAACCCGAGAAGCCCAACGGGGUUCUUCAGGGAUACUACGUCUACUUUCAGCCGUCACGCAACGGCUCAGCCGAGCAGCAGCGCCGCACGGUCUCCCACCCGCAGCCCAUUCAGGAAUACGCGCUCACCAAUCUCCGGCCAUUCUCGUAUUACGACAUCUGGGUGAGGGCCUUCACCCACAAACAUCUCGGGGAAUCUAGCAACCUGCUCAAGAUACAAACGGACGUCCAAGGCCCCAGUGCGCCGAUCAUAGUGAACCUGACCUGCCAGUCAUUGGACAGUCUCUUCCUGCAAUGGGAGCGGCCGCAGACCUACUACAACAAGGUGGACUACUACUUUGUGCACUACCGCUCCGAGGAGGCCUGGGGCUUCGAGGAGAUCGCCAUGGCUGCCACCGACCGGCUAGACCACGUCAUGUUCAUUCCCAACCUGACGGCCAACACGCUAUACGAGGUGAAGGUGCAGGGGGCGACGCGGAGUAUCAUUGACCAGACGACCGUGUUCAAAGGGCAGUUUUCUGAUUCCCGGAAGGUGCUCCUCCAGAGUAAGUGUCAGACUUUCAACGAUGGUGCCUAUUCCGAUCCCAGCCUGAGUGCCGCUGUGGUGGCCGGUGUGGUGUGCGUGUCAUUUGCGCUGUUUCUGGCCAUCAUCUCCUUUGUUCUGUGGAAAAAAUAUUUUCAGGCCGCUUACUAUUACUUGGACGACCCUCCAGGAAACAGAGCUUCGCCGCAACUUUCUGAAACCUUUGACGACUCGGAGUAUGCUUCUGUGCACGUGAACCAAUGGGCGAAACACGUGGCCGACUUACAUGCCGAUGGAGAUAUUGGGUUCUCGAGGGAGUACGAGUCUCUCCAGCAGGCUACGGAUUUGGAUCUGUCAUCGGACUAUUCUCAGAUGGCAGAGAACAAGGCGAAGAACCGAUAUGUCAACAUCGUGGCCUAUGACCACACACGUGUUAUUUUGAAGCCUACCCCUGGCCAGAAGAAAUCAGCUGACUAUAUCAACGCUAACUACAUUGAUGGUUACAACAAGCCUAGGGCCUACAUAGGCACCCAGGGCCCCCUGCCCUCGACUUUUGACGACUAUUGGCGCAUGAUCUGGGAGCAGAGGGUGUGCAUUAUCAUCAUGAUCACCAACCUAGUGGAAAGAGGACGGCGCGCUCGUAGCGUUUCGGCAGAGUUGGAUGAUCUUCGUAAGUGCGAUAUGUACUGGCCAAAGGAAGGUACUGAGACCUAUGGCAUAAUCCAAGUGAAGCUGGUCCAGGAGGUUGUCAUGGCAACAUACACCGUCCGAACCUUUGCGGUCAAGAACAUCAAAGUGAAGAAGAAGCAGGCGUCUGAACGGACGGUGUACCAGUAUCACUACACCAACUGGCCAGACCAUGGGGUACCAGACCAUCCUCUGCCAGUCCUCAGCUUUGUGGCCAAGUCUUCUGCUGCCAACCCUCCCACUGCAGGACCCAUGAUUGUGCACUGCAGUGCUGGUGUAGGAAGGACGGGCACCUACAUCGUUCUGGAUGCCAUGCUCAAGCAGAUGCGCCAUCGGCAGAGCGUCAACGUCUACGGCUUCCUGCGGCACAUCCGCCAGCAGCGAAACUACCUCGUCCAGACCGAGGAGCAGUACGUGUUCAUCCAUGACGCUCUGCUCGAGGCCAUCGAGAGUGGAGACACAGAGGUUGGGGUCUCACAGCUGUCUCGCUACGUGCAGAGCUUGCAGACAGCUCAGGUUGGGAACACAGGGAGCGGGGACAACAUCGAAAAGUCCUGGUCACUCCUAGAAAAGCAGUUCAAGCUGGUGACAGUGUUCAAGGCAAAAGAUUUUAACGUGGUGUCAGCUGUGAAGCCCUGUAACAAGGCCAAGAACCGGUCACUCAACUUGAUCCCCAUUGAGUCGCACCGGGUGCACAUCACCCCAAAGCCGGGCACCGACGGCUCGGACUACAUCAAUGCCACUUUCCUACAAGGUUACAAUAGGUUGCGGGAGUACAUAGUGACACAGCACCCACUGAUGACGACCAUGGCCGACUUCUGGCAGAUGGUCUGGGACCACAACUCGCAGACGGUCGUGGUCCUCUCAGUUGUCGACGAAAAGGAGUACCCUCAGUUCUGGCCUGAUGCAGACGAGGAGCAGGACUAUGGGAGCUUCAAGGUGAAGCCCACAAGCGACGAGACGGCCACGACGGCGUCCACUGACACGGCUCCCGCCGACGAGAAGCCGUCCGGUGGGCCGGGCCUGGUGAGCCGGGACUUCAUCUUGCAGUCGACGCAAGACGACUACGAGCUGUCCUGCCGUGUGAUCCAGUGCCCGGGCUGGCCCCAGGCGUGCACGCCAAUGGCCACCUUGUUCGAUCUCAUCCGCACGGUGGCCUCACGGCACGCCGAGGACCUCAACGGCCCCGUUGUUGUCGUAGACAAGUGCGGAGGUACAGAGGCAGCCACUUUCUGCUGCCUCUCGGCGCUCUACAAGCAGCUUGAGAGCGAGAAGUGUGUGGACGUGUACCUGUAUGCGAAGCUGUAUCACAUGAGGAGGCCUGGAAUAUGGAAAUCUCAGGACGACUUCCUAUUCCUGUACCGGUCAGUCGAAAGCCUGCUGGCUGUGAGUAACGGCCCAGCGGCGGCGCCGAUCCUCGCCAACGCCACGAACGGCCAGCUCACCAGCAACGGGCAUGCGGUCAAGAUUGAGGAAGUCGCCGGAAAAAUCGAGAGCCCCGACUGAUGAGAGAAGGCCGAGCACAGUCACUUCAUGCCUGGUCCAGCCGUUCGGAUCUUCUGGUCAUCUCACACCGAGCGUGGCACCGAACGAGUUUUUAAUUUUGUUGCCGCUCCUCGUUUUGCACCACUCUCGCUGCCUCGUUUUCAUUCCUGAAGUCAAAAGGACGACAAAGGGACUCUGGAAAGGCCAAGGAGUUCGUUGUGACCGGUUUCUGAGAGCGUCGGUGCAUCACACCACGUGAUGCAGGCAUUUCCGUAAUGUUCGUUAUGUGUACAGGCUCGUUUUCUAAAUGUGCAUCUACUUCCGAGAAGAGCGAGCACUCUUAAAGCCCCUGUCAAAAAAUGAAAGGACAACCAAGGGAUCUUGAAAAGGCAAAGUAGUUUGUCAUGAUAGGUGAGAGCGUCAAUGCGUCAUGGCACAUCAUGCGCACACUUUUGUAACAUUUCUUACAUACGCACACUUAUUUUUAUGUUUUUCCAGUUCCCCUAAACGUGAGCAGUCAUAAAGCUCCUGCCAAAUGUUUGCACAUCUUAGUGGAUAAGAGAGUGAAAAAAAGUGUAACUGGAAGAAUGCCAUGUUCAUCUGGCAGGUCUUAAUGAUGCAGCUAUCUUGUUAAGUUUGAAACAUAGUUCAAUAGGUAGUUUUGAAGACGCACAAUGCGUCCGAUUUGAGGCAGCUGAUGAAAUUCGCACAUUUCAAAAACAUUUUUUUUUUCUGAGGAGUUAGUUUUUUCAUUCACUCAUGCUAUUACAGAUAGCACAUUUAUUGCUUCUGUAAAAAAUGAAAGAAACUAUAUAUAUGAAGGUUUGACGGGCCUGGCUGAAGUGCAGUUUUCUUAAGAAAAGAAGCAGAUGCCGUUUUCAAAGUUAUGGCCUGUCUUCCUAUGGAAGCCGCAGGAGGCGCAAUACUGAGAAACCAUAGCGUGCAAUUCUAAUUAAUGACACUUAAUUACCACGGUUACUCAUAUUUUAACUUCAAUUUUUCAUUCGGAAAGUUACCUUAGCAACGCUAGACGCUUGCUAUGGGUGCCAUGCUGUAUGUAAUAACUGCUACGGAGCGAUUGUCUGAAAAUCCAUAGCAACCUGGGUCGCGAACCCAAGUGGUGUCGUUCAGUGUUCACGUCCUUCUUUGUCAUGGCAUCUUUUGAAACCUUCACGAGAAGUGGUCUGUGCUGGCAUUUCGAGCUGUAUAUGAUGUAAGAUAGUUGACAUUAUGUUGUACAUUAUUUCGCGUCAUGUUUUCACUUCGCACAUUGUCAACGACUGUGUAGAUUGUCUCUUUCGUUUUACCUUUUUUUUAUCAUAUAUGAGUCAGCUAAAAGCAACGUUUGUGUUGUUUUCAAUGCUUAGUAGUGGCCAUCCUGCUUUUCGACAUAGUGCGUUUGUUUUUCUUGCCACGGUGAAACCCACAAGUGAAGGAAAACAAUGCAUUUGGGGAAAUGGGUGCUUGAACGCACAAGUCCGUCACUGCCAGAUGUACAUUGCAACAGCUGUAGUCUGGGGGAAAUGCGUUCCCUCUUAAGGCUCUCGUGAUAGCUCCAAGUCAACAAGCACAAAAAAGGACUUGUCUCUCUGCACGUUUGGUAGACGAAACACGUCUUUGAAGCACUGCCGUUUUAUCGUUUAUUCUUAAUUUUUGCUGCCAGAGUUUUUCGUUUGAGACCUUUUGCUCGCUUUAUUUAUUUUCUGCGCCCUCCUGUCUGAGCGAUUCUCGUUCUAAGCGAGGAACGAAAACCCCUGUGUAUUUUUAAUCUCGGUGUUUGAGGAGAGACGGACGGUUCCGAGUGACCGGCUGAGGCCUUUUUUUGAGACUGGAGGCGGUGCAUUUCGAGUUCCAUGCCCCUGAUGAUGACACAGCGCAGAAGAAGAACGAUGCGGUCGGGAAUGACACCAACGACGACAACAUUGGAGAUGGCGCGAUCAAAACGAGAGAUAGCCCACGGUGAUGGAAAACACGGCGUUGACGGUGACCAACGAGACACGAGGAACUGUAGUACGCAAGCGCGCGACCGUGCGCAAAGAGGGCUUCCCCGCCGCACGCGACGGAGACGUGCCGAGUUGCGCAAGACGCGCGUUUUCAGGUGCGAGCCUCGACUGAAGAUGAAUAAACCAGAACCGCCUUGACGUCGAUAAUACUGACCACGCCCCCCGGGCCAUUUACCAGCUUCCAAAAGGCGUUUGGCAAAGCAAUGCUUCCUCUUACCCCCCUGAUCCAGCAGCAACAAUUUCUAGUCCGAUAUCAUCUUUGUGCCGUCAGUGGUUUCGCGCAUUUUGUUUUUUCUUUCCUUCGCUUCCGCUCACUCGUCUUUCUUUUAAAUAUUUAACACGCCAAACAAACGCGUGUAAGUGUUGUGCAUUUUUGUUGUUGAUGUUUGUGAUCUGUCGACUCUUCACGUUUACCAUUGUGUUUUGUAUUGUGUAGCAGGUUGCCCUCCCACAAUGGUACUAUCACCUUACCCCACCACUAACUGCCAUAGUUUUUUUUUUUAGCUACCACCGGUCUCAUUCCGAAUGAAGCCGUGGAAAGAAAACGAAAUAAAAUACUCGACAGCAGAGCUAUUUCACCUUAUAUAACACGUGCAUUCCUUCCGUAACUAUUCCUUCGUCAACAGACAUUUCCUUUUUCGUCGACCCAUUGUCAACGUGCUACGUGUAAAUGAAACCAUUUUUUCCCCCAGCCCCCAUUCUUCAACCUCUUCAGCAUGCUCAUUAUUUUCUAUGAUUCAGCCUUGAAAAGUAAAAAAAAAAAAGCUUUUUCAGCAGUUUAGCGUCAAAGAGCGCUGCCUCGCACGACGCCACAACACCUUGGCAUUGCUGUCGAAUCCCGGGGCAGCGUCUAAACAUUGUUGCAGUGUUAUCGGCAGUGUUUUCAACCCAUUGCCGACAGUGUUGCCAGAGUGUUUAGUGUUUUUCCCCGGGUAAUGGUUGUGUGUCAGUGUUUUCUUUGCGAUGCGCACGUUGCUUCCCAAAGACGGACACAUGCCGAACAAAUAAGUAACCAGUAUGCCCGAGGUGUUGUUGUUCGAUAUACUUAAUACACACAUAUAAACUUUGUUGGUAGCCACAUGAAUAUGAUCCCUCCUCCCCGGAAGAGAAGGUAUCCAGCACGAGAGCUUCGAGUUUGUUGACGUAGUGUUCAGAUAUAUAAUAUAUAUAUACAUAAUGUAAAAUCUUCUAAAGACCCAUCGCAUGAACUUGGGAGUUUCCGUAGUUUUUUAAGAAGUGUGGCUUCAGUGAUUUCUCAGUUGCGAGAGAUCUGGCCCCUGUUUUAAUAAUAAGCGGCCCCAGUAGCCAUUUCCGACCUCAAGACAUAAUAUACUGCCUCGUUUGAAAGCUUGUUCGCUAAUGGACUUCACAAAGAAAAGCUUUGUUAUACGUAAGUAGCGACCGUUUGACCACUGCAUCUUUUUUUAAAUUUCUUGUAGAACGUAAGCUGGGUUGAUUUUUCAGUGUACUCAUCGACCAUGGACUAGCACUAUUUUGUGCCAGAAUUCAUCAAAACCAAAGAAGCAGUUCAUUGGACUUACAUAGAGUGCUGGGCUAAACGUUGCGGCCAAAUCGAAUGCCACCACUUGAUGAAAUCUGUCACCCUCUAUAUUAAACUUCCCCAAGUGAUUUCAUUAUUAUCGACUUAGUGAAUCUGGUGGUUCUGUUUUGAUGCAUUAAAAUUUUGUUGUGUGCAGUUUGUGUCCUACAACGAUUCUUGUUUACUGAGGGGUAUUCCUUUACUGUUCCUUUUCAUGUACGUUUCUUUUUUAGUUUUUUUAUGUUUCUUGUCACAUUGAAGCACCUGUUUACAUGUUAUUUAUCUUCUGUAAUAUGUGCAAAGCAACAUGAAACAUUGGAAAACGAAAGGAAACAUGUUUGGUAUAAGUAUUGUUCUGUGUUUGAGUUGUCGCUAUUUUUGGAAGCCGCUGUUGUCUCCAAAUAUCAUUUGGUCUCUGAACUUAGUGUACAAUUCUUUCGUGAGGUCUGAUUGUAUGGCUAUCUCACAUGUAAAUAUAUAUAUUGAAUGUUAAUUAUUAUAAUUAGUGUGUUAUACACAUAGCUGCAUUGUGUGCGUAAUGAAGUACCAUAGGUUUCUGCCGAAUACGUCAAGUUGUGCUUGUCAUCGCAAGUUUAGCUACUUGGUGAUUUUUUUUUUACUCUUUGUGAUCCAGUUGUGCCCUGUUUCUUUCUCUGUACUGAGGUCACUAUUCAUUUCUGACAUUUUUUUGUUUAUUCACUUUUUUUUCUUCCACCUGUUGUAGAUUCGAUUGAUUAGAAACCUUCAGCCUUUUCAUCGACCAGUCUUCUCUCCUGUCUGCUUUACGCUAUUACAUAAAUCUAUAUACAAAAAAAAUCGAUAUAUGUGAUAUGUAUUGACUGCUCAAAAUAAAACAAAGACCAAAUAUGGAUAAA